ACGUAAUUCAAUCAAUCAAUCCAUUGUGUAUGGGCGCUUUCCUCAAACCUUUUCACUGAUCAACAACGCAAAAUUGAACCCACCCAGUCAUGUUGACGUUUCCAUGGCUACGGUGGGCCACGGGAUGAAUGGGGUGAGAAGAAAAAUGCUGCCGUGGCUCGCUGAAGCAAAACUUAAUUGGCAAAAAUGGUUUGUUGUCACGGAGCAUUAUAUUUUGGCAAACGUCAUCGGAAUGAUUUACGAAACCCAAAGCCUAUUAGCGAAUUACUGUAAAUGAAUGACCGCCGCAGUGAAAUGAGCGCGUGAGAGAGAAGGGAGCAGACGACACGCAUAAUGCAUUGGGUUGGGUCAGGGGUGGAUGCGUGUGCAUUUGGUGAGAAAACUGCAUGGUGAUGAGAAGCCGAGUGAGUGAGUGUGUGAGAUAGAAAUACAAAACCACCCUUGCAGUGUGCGAGCGGGAAAGAGCGAGCAGUACAGCUGGAGUGCAUUCGCCAACACACCAACACAAGCAACGACACGUAAGCACCGAGUGAGAAGCGAACUCACUGUGGUGAGCAGUGCCGGUGCUCACUAUACAGAUGGUGCAUUUUUUUCAUCCCUUAAAUGCACCCCCGGCGCAGGACGAUUGAUAGAGUGCGAACUAUUACUCGUCCUUGUCUAUCGCAUAUGACGCCACGGUAAACGCGUACAUGAGAGACAAGGAGCGCAACGUACGCGAGAGAGAGAGAAAGCAACCGUCUCGCACUACGCCGUGAGUGAGAUGUCAGCUUGGAAUGCGUGCGUACUGUCACGUGUGUGAGUAUACCCAUGCUAACGCAUCCGUGUGCACGCGCGCCUGCACGUGCGCUAGUGUGUGUGUAUGCGACGCAUCAGAAGUGAGCAGGCAGAUCAGAUCACGGGAAUAGGGUGUGUACACUCGGCAUUUUUUCCACCGGAUAACGUCUCAGUAGCGCAUCAGAUCGCGCGCGUUGUUUAGUGCCUCCUUCACCGCCACAGUGCGCGCGUGUGUGUGUCGUGUAGUGCGUGGACGAAACAUUUCGGUUUGUCACAGGGUAGCAGGCAGUACGCCCGUGCGUACACUUUCAUUACACGUGUGUAGCUGCACACAAGGGUGCAGUUAGUGGUUUUAGUGCGUUUUUUACGUUACUGGCAAGGGAGAAUAGAUUAACAGUGACAGUAGAGGUCGUUUAGCUGGUGUAAUUGUGUCCGUUUGUGUGUGUGUAUGUUACUUUUUACAUGCUGUUGUGAUAAGAAGUUUUAUUUCUAAUUUCCUCAAAACUACCCUUAUUUAUCGUCCCGCAAAAGCUCGUAUGAUCGUAGUGCCACGAACAAACGUACAAGUGGUUGCGUGCCUGAGCAGCACUCUGUUCACUAGCAGGUAACGAUCACGUCUCGGUGUCGGCCAGCAACGACGACGACGACGACCAGCAAUCGUAUCAAGGGUUGGAGAAGGUUAAGGACGCGAAGAAAGGGUCGGUGGAGAAGGUGUUGAUGUUGAUUGUCAAAACGUCACCUACUACCAGUCACGACUGCAGACGUUUGGGAGUUGGUUCAAUAGCUUGGAUCAUCUCUAGAAGGUCCUUCCGAACCCUACCAACAGAAGAGACGGUUAACCUCUCCCUCUAGCUACGCGCUAGAAGUGGACGAGAGACAGAGUGUGUGAGAGAGAAAGCUAGAGAGAAAGCGGGUAAAAAAAAAGUGAGUGAAAUUGUGAAAAAAAUAAUUAAAUACCUGUGUCGGGAGGUUAAAACGACGACGAAAGACGCCAACACGACGUCGACCGGCAGGCGGUUGACGAGCCCUUAAACCCUCAAACGCAUCAGGACCGUCAAUAUAGAGACCCCGUCCCGUACAGCCGCGGCCGCACGAUGUUUAAGUACAUACCGAUAUUUAAGGGAUGCAACCGGCAGAUCGAGUACGUCGACAACCGGCACUCGUCACUGCCGAACGUGCCGGAGGAGAUCUUCCGCUACUCGAACAGCCUGGAGGAGCUGCUGCUCGAUGCGAACCACAUCCGCGAUCUGCCGAAGGGAUUUUUUCGUCUGUAUCGGCUGCGAAAACUCGGACUGAGCGACAAUGACAUUAUCAAAAUUCCAUCCGACAUACAGAACUUCGUCAAUCUGGUCGAGCUGGAUGUGUCGCGCAAUGAAAUUGGUGACAUACCCGAGGACAUCAAGCAUCUCCGCAGUUUGCAGAUAGCCGACUUCAGCUCGAACCCGAUCUCGCGGCUACCGGCCGGCUUUACCCAGCUGCGGAAUUUGACCGUGCUUGGCCUGAACGAUAUGUCGCUCAUUUCGCUACCGCAGGACUUUGGUUGCCUGUCCAAGCUGGUGUCGCUGGAGUUACGCGAGAAUCUGCUGAAGAACCUACCGGAGUCAAUUAGUCAGCUAACGAAACUGGAGCGUCUGGAUCUGGGCGACAACGAAAUCGACGAGCUUCCGUCACAUCUCGGCUAUCUACCAUCGCUGCAAGAGCUUUGGCUCGAUCACAACCAGCUACUACGGUUACCGCCCGAGAUCGGUAUGCUGAAGAAGCUCGUCUGUUUGGACGUGUCGGAGAACCGGCUAGAAGAGCUGCCGGAAGAGAUCGGCGGGCUGGAGUGUCUAACCGAUCUGCAUCUGUCGCAGAAUCUGCUCGAAACGCUACCGAACGGUGUGUCGAAACUGACCAACCUUUCGAUACUGAAGCUGGACCAGAACCGGCUUCACACGCUAAACGAUAGCAUCGGGUGUUGCGUGCACAUGCAGGAGCUGAUACUGACGGAGAACUUCCUGAGCGAGCUGCCGUCCACCAUCGGCAACAUGCUGGUGCUGAACAAUCUGAAUGUCGACCGGAACUCGCUGGUUGCGGUACCGAGCGAACUUGGCAACUGUCGGCAGCUGGGUGUGCUGAGCCUGCGGGAAAACAAGCUUACGCGACUACCAUCCGAGCUUGGGAACUGUGGUGAACUGCACGUGCUGGACGUGUCCGGGAAUUUGCUGCAGCAUCUACCGUACUCGCUGGUUAACCUGCAGCUGAAGGCGGUCUGGCUGUCGGAGAAUCAAUCGCAACCGGUACCAACGUUCCAGCCGGAUGUGGACGAAGCGACCAACGAGCAGGUCCUGACGUGUUUCCUGCUGCCUCAGCAACGCUACGUACCGUCGAACCCAAGCCAGCGCGAAGAUACCGACUCGGAGAACUGGGAGGAACGGGAAGCAUCACGCACACAUUCCGUGAAGUUUACGGAGGAUUUCGGUGCGGACCGGGAUACACCGUUCGUGCGCCAGAACACGCCCCAUCCGAAGGAGCUGAAGAUGAAGGCCCACAAGCUGUUUGCGAAGGAGCGCAAAUCGGACGAUUUGUCCGGAAAUUUGGACACACUGUCGGAGGAGUCCGCAUCGCGGCCUUCGCUGCUGAACCGUUCCGGGUACGGUGCGGCCACGAUGGAAGACAUACAGGGUCACGCAAUACCGCACGACGAGGAGCAGGUAGGGGAAGCGGCAGCAAGUACGGAGACGGCCAGUGUACAGGAUAAUGUGCGGGACGAUGAGGACGAUGGGUGCGAGAAGCGUGUCGGUUUCGAGGUGAACGAAGACGAGGAGGAUGAUGCGGAUCGGCAGCAGUACGGUGGAGAGGAUGGCGAUGGCAAAAAGCCAAUUUCCAAACUACACCGCAGAGAUACACCGCACCAUCUUAAGAACAAACGUGUACAUCAUACCAUCACCGAUAAAAAUACGAACCUGAUGUUUACCUCGCUGAAGCUGAAGGAAAUGACACCGCCAAAGCUGGACGAGCAUCCCGUACUGGAACAGGUACCAUCGACUGCUGCCAGCAUCGCUGAAGACACACUCGACACGUACACCGCGUUGAAGGAGGAACGGCUGGAGAUACACAUUGAGCGUACAUCUGCCGGGCUCGGGCUAAGCAUUGCCGGUGGGCGCGGUUCGACACCGUUCAAGGGCGAUGACGAGGGUAUCUUUAUCUCGCGCGUCACCGAACGUGGCCCGGCAGAUCUGGCCGGGUUAAAGGUGGGCGACAAGGUGCUGAAGGUAAACGGAAUCUCUGUGGAAGAUGCGGACCAUUACGAUGCGGUCGAGGUGUUGAAAGCGUGCGGUUCCGUGCUGGUACUGUUUAUUGCCCGCGAGGUAACGCGCCUAAUCGGUCAUCCGGUAUUUGACGAUACGGGCUCGGUAGCACAAAUCAGCGUAUCGGAUCAGGAAACGUUAAAGGCGAGUGGGCCACCAUUGUUGGGCGCUCCGCUCGGUGUGCCGACCGUUGUCGGCGAUAGUAUCGGUGUCCCGCCGUAUAUGGGCGCGCUGUCACCGAACACGGUCGGACUGCCGAACGGUGGUAGUGGUGGUGUCGGUGUCGGCAGUAUGGAUAUACCGAACGGUAACGAAAUAACGCAAAAGAUUAUCCUGCACACAACGCUGAUACGGGACCAGAUCGGUCAGGGGUUAGGUUUCAGUAUCGCUGGCGGUAAGGGCCAUGCACCGUUUAAGGACGGUUCGGAGGGUAUCUACAUAUCGCGCCUGACCGAAAACGGGGUAGCACACAAGGAUGGCAAGAUAAUGGUGGGCGACCGGGUGCUAGCGAUAAAUGGCGUGGACAUUACGAACGCUCAUCACGAUUACGCGGUACAGCUGCUAACCGAUCAUCAGCGGUUCGUGCGUUUGGUGGUACAGCGUGAGGUGAAGGGACCGCUAGAAUCGCUACAUAGUCCCCGCAGUCCCGUCGUUGGUCCAAAUCGCACCGGCGCGUACAUGCCCAACCGUCUUGCAUCCACCUACACCGGUUACCGACGUACGGCCGAUGACGGUCAUGAUCCACAAACUGCUCACCCGCACCACCACCUAACCGAGUCCGCCAAAACGCCCGACACCGAACCAAAGGUGGUGGAUGAACAGCACACGCAAAAGGUAACUGGCGGGGCUAAUGCACUUUCACCUAGCUCCUCAUUUGCACCGCACACGCCAUCAGCCACACUGCUGCAGGGGCCAAUGCAGGUGGAAGCUGCUAAGCAGCAGCAGCAGCAGCAGCCUCCCCUGCCCGCACCGCGUACAGUAUUAAUGCAAAACGUAAAUAACAAACACAGCACCGCUAACAGUAGCACUGAUGGCAGCAGUAACGGCGUGAUGCACAAACCACAGGACCACCAGCCGUCCGAACUGGCGGCAACCACCAAUAAUGGUGUGGUAGCGCACGCUUCCACUAGCGACGAUUCGCAGGUUGCAGCGAGGCCCAUGACCAGCGCAGAUUUUCAGGCCAUGAUACCGUCACACUUUAUCAGCGGCGGGCGGCAGGUAACCGUGGACAAGUCCGACCACGGUCCCUCGGUCACGGUGACGGUGCAGAAGGCCGUGCCGGACAUGCCGAUGUUGCCGCCGGCACCGACCGAGCUCGGUACCGUCACGGAAACGAUUACCAAGUCAACGUUCACUGAGACGGUAAUGACCAGGGUCACUGACAAUCGCUUAUUGGAACCACUAAUCAGCGAGGAGGUUAUCCUGCCGAAAGAUCAAGGAUCGCUUGGCUUCAGUAUUAUCGGUGGCACUGAUCAUUCCUGCACCCCGUUCGGGGCAAACGAGCCGGGCAUAUUUAUAUCGCACAUCGUAGCAGGCGGUAUUGCUGCCCUGUCUGGUAAGCUGCGCAUGGGCGAUCGCAUCCUGAAGGUGAACGGAACCGAUGUGACGCAGGCCACUCACCAGGAGGCUGUAAUGGAGCUGCUUCGACCGUGCGACGACAUCAAGCUAACCGUGCAGCACGAUCCACUUCCGGCAGGCUUUCAGGAAGUGGACAUCAUCAAGCAGGAUGGUGAACGGCUUGGCAUGCAUAUCAAGGGCGGUCUAAACGGUCAGCGUGGCAACCCGCUGGACAACGCGGACGAGGGUGUCUUCAUUUCCAAAAUCAAUGCCAACGGUGCUGCCAAGCGUGACGGACGGCUACGCGUGGGCAUGCGCAUCCUGGAGGUGAACGGUCUGUCGCUCCUCGGUGCGACACAUCAGGAAGCGGUCGAUGCAUUGCGUGCGUCCGGCAAUAAGCUGCAUCUGGUCGUAUGCAAGGGUUACGAGAAGUCGGACCUGCUGCAUCUGACUGGCAGUGCCGGUGGUAUGAGCACCGGGCUUAGCAACAAUGGCGAUGGUGCGAGAAUCGGCUCUCGUGCAUCUGAAACGGGUUCGGAGCUUAGCCAAAGUGUGUCCAGUCUCGAUCGGGACGAUUCGGUAAUCAUGGCGGAAACGCAUCGGAAGCUAAGCGUGGACAAGAUCGAUGAGGAGACGCUACCCGCAAAACCCACUGCCACCGAACCGAUCGAACAGCCCGAACCUACCUCCCAGGCUCUUAUCAGUGUCAAUCCAACCGAUCAGCAGGUGGCGAUCGGUUCGAAGGAGAAAAGUACCCCCGAAAAGGUACUGGAUAUCGUACGUGCAGCCGAAUCGUUAGCGCUCGGUAGUCAGCUAGUCGAGAAUGGACCACCAAAAUCACCAACGGAGGUGACGUCCGAACCGCUGCAGAAAACGACCACUAUCGUGAUGUCCAAGCACACCCUCGAUACCCAGACACCUCAGAUCGAACGCCGCUACGGAAGCGUCCGGUUGUUGUCGCAUGCGAACGAACCUCCCAUCUCCUCAAUUAACUCCUCCACCACUGUAGUGAACCCUGCUGUCGAUACUAACUACAGCCAUCCAAAGGGUGUACAGAAGGUUGUACGACCUCAUCGACCACCGCCACCACCACCACCACUUGCAACAGGUGCGGCAGGUGGCUUCACCGGCACCGAACCAUCAGCCGUACAACAGGCUGACGCUAGUGCGGAACAAUCGCCAGCCACUAAACCACCUCCACCACCGUCAAAACCCGAACCGAAAGAGCCCGCCGUAACGCACCGAAAGUCGGUUAGCUUUGAUCUGCACGAAGAUACGCACGGGUUUGAUACGGCGCUUCAUCAUGCACGGGCCGCAUUCGCGGGUCCUUCACCGACACCUGACCUGAAGGGUAUAUUGCGCGCGAGCAGUCCUUCGUCUUCCUCCACAAAUCGUAGCAACAGCUCGACACCGGAAGCGAUUCAGCUGCAGCAGCACAGUGUGCCGGCAGCACCGAAGGUAAUGGUGGCGAACAUUGAUUCUGAUCCUGACAUGGACUCCGACACCGAUUCCGACACCGAUACCGAUACGGACAGUUCGGGUGAUGGUCGUACGCAUGAGUUGGAAGAGCCGGCGGUAAACGACCGUACAGGUGCACCUGACCAGGCUCACAUUCGUAGGGCGGAAGUCGUGCGUAAUCAGGCGGCCCGUAAACUGCACGAAGAGUUCGGCCAGGGUGAUCUGGUAGAGUACGAGCACGAUUCGACGACGAACACGAUCCGGGAGGUGGUGGUGAGCGCUGUGACCGGGCCAACGCGACACACCGAGCGUGUGGAGGUGUUGCCGGCCAGGUACGAAACCCUACCGAUCAAGCGGACGGCACAGUUCGUGCACGAAAACACACCGAACAAUCUGCUCGUCCCGGAUGAGGUACAUCGGCAGGUACUGCUGGAGGAGAACGAAGUACGCAACAAGUUGCUGGAACAGUACGCACACGAACAGCAGCAUCAGCAGCAUCAUCAUCACCAUCAUCAUCACCAGCAACAGCAUCAACAUCUGCAACAGCAGCAGAUAUACACAAUGCAUCAUCAUCAUACCGGUGAACUAGUUGGACGUGUGCCUUCCCCAUAUAUGUACGAUUCUGGUUCCGCAUCCGUGUCGCCGUUACCGGCAACGUCACAGUACAUCCCGGGCAGCGUAUACGAUCACCAUCACCAUCUUACCAAGCUGACAGGUGCACCGCCACCACCAUCACCACCGUCCAACAUUGGAUAUCAUCUGCCGCAAAUCUACCCACCGGUACAGAUUCUGCCCGUACACUACACCAAACUACCAACACCGCAGCACACGAUCUACACGUACGCGUCCGGCUCGGUACCGGUUAGCCAUGCGCCAAUCGUAUCCCUUGCAGCAGGCAGUCAACCAUCCCUACCCUACACUACCGCACCGUACCAUCUGCCGUACAGUGGCAUCCCGACACGGGUAGGAACAACCACCGGAACAUACGUUUCCUCCGUGCAUCACCCGUCCACCACCAGUGCAGCCGCCACCGCCACCCACGUACUGAUGCCGUCACCACCAUUAGGACCGAAAACACCGAAAAGUGUGUCCGACAAGAAGCGUUUCUUCGAGAAUGCGAUGGAAGAUCAGCAAAAACCGACCCCGAAAUCAGAUAAAGUCUUCUCCUUUCUAUCGCAAGACGAGGUAGAAAAGCUGAGACAGGAAGAGGAGCGUAAAAUAGCAACGCUCGGCAAGGAUCGGAUGCACCAGCGUUUCGGUGCUGCGCGCGACGAUGAAGAUGACGAACAGUCGGACGGUGGCGAAUGUCCGACCGGUGACAAGUCGGACAUUAAUGAUAAUAACAUGAGAGAGGAACCGACGGGACGUGACACUACCGGUGAGGAGCAGAAGAUGGUUGCGUCGCUGCUGACGGCAUCGUCACCACUCGCCAAAACGCCCAUGAGCCGCAUCCCGAUACGUACGGCGAAUGCGGAAAAGCGUGCCCGCGCCAGCAACUGUUUGCCACCGGAGUACGACGAGUCCAAGCUGAGUCCAUCCGAGAUCCGUGCCCUACGGGCCCAAAAACGGGCUGCAUGGCGACAGGCGCGCUUGAAAUCGCUUGAAAACGAUGCACUGCAGGCGCUGAUUAUGAUACAAACGAUGAGCGCCGCCGGACAGCUGGAUGACUCGGUGAUGAAUGCGAGCAGCGCAAGCGAAGGUGUCGAUGGUGGUACGGGUGCUCUGCCACAGGCGACCGAACAGCCGGUUAGCGACGGCAAUGCAUCGCCAACACCGCUAGCACAGUCACCGUUGCCUUUGGAAUCAGUAUCGUCGAAUAACAUCAAUGAUGAGCAGCUGGGACACGAACCGAACAGCGACGAUGGACACCCUGAGGAACGCAGCGGCGUAGAAGAUGGCGGCGAUGACCGGUUGCAUCAACGUUUUCCGCGCCUUGCCGUCAAAUCGCGUCCGGGCAGCGAGAUCGUGGUGCGCGAAACGGAAAAGGUUGUAGAAGAGAAGGUGACGCGCCGGACGGAAGAGGCACCAGGUGGUGGCCUCCGGACGGUAGAGUACAUUGAGAAGGUCAUCGAAACCGAGGUGGAAACGAUGCGCGAAAAGAUCAUUAUGUUCGAGCUGGAAGACUCCUCGUCCGGUGAUAGUGAGCGUGACAGUGGAAAGAUGGAGGUGAACAAUGGUGUCACCGAACCGGACGACCAUCAUCCCCAACGAUGGGAGGAUGGGAACGGGACGGAGCGGCAACCGGAAGUAGAAGGGGAAGAGGAAAUGGUCGUAGAACCCGAACCGAUUCAGCUGCAAACGAUCGUCGAGGUGAUCAACCCGAUGCUGUCCGGUGACGGUCAGCCGAACGAUAUUGCGAUCGGACGCUAUAGUGAUGUGGUGUACGGUGAGGAAGAUUCGCUGGUGGUAGCCCCGGUGACUACCGCACCCGCCGAGUACGGUCGGUAUGCGUACGAGCACGGUACGUACGAAUCGAUCAACGACAAGAUGAAGCACGUGCUGCGUGAGCUGAAGCAAAACGAGAAGGUGCGGCAAAAUCUCUCCAAAAGCCUUACGGAGGACGAAAUCCUUGCCCUUCAGGCGCAGGAAGCGGAAGAAGCGGAACAGCUGGCGAAGCUAGACGACGAGGAGGAGGACGUGCCGGAACGGUACGAGGAGAAAACGGGCGCCAUCGGGACAGUGUUUAUGGUGCGCGAGCGACUGAUCAACGAUUUCUACACCCACCAGAGUGAGCUGGCACAGGAGCAGCAGCAGCAGCAAAGAAAGUACCAACAGAAGCUGCUACACGACAACGUGUCGGCGUACCGUGACUGCGAGGUCAUUACGAACCCGAACGCGGAACGAUUUUCGCCCGCAUUCGAUAACCAUUCCGGACCGGGGCAGCUAUACCAUCAGACGCUGCACUCGGAAAAGCUGAAGGCGGUGUUCGGCAGUGACGAGGAUGAUGACGAUGACGACGAGAAGGAUGGCGAGGAGGAUGAAGCGGACGAUCAGCGGAACGGUAAUGUUGCUGUUGGUACGGGUAAAGCUGUACCGGUGCACGAUAGUUCCGGUGCCAGGGGAGAUGAGGAAGACGACGACGAAGGAGAGGAUGACAACCUGCCGAACCGUGCCGUCGGUCAAACGACCAACGGAGCCAGCGAUAUCACCUCUACCACUAUCACUACUAAUACCGUCCCAACGGCAGCGAACCUCACAACUGCCGGUGCCAAUAACAAGCGCAAGAAGCGAAAGGGCAAAAAGAAAAAGUAAUGUAAGUUUACGACACGUAACGGUGGAAAAGUGGAUCUGUAUCUUCCAGGAGCUGAACGGGUCGACGCUCCUUCUUAGCUAAAUGUAAACGAUUUUAAGAAGAAAAACAAAACACACGUACGAAUGUGAACGAGGAAAUAAGAAGUUGGAAACAAGCUAUCCCCGUGUGUGGGAUAUAGAGUGGCAGUGAGUUUUUUUUUAGAUUUAUUUUAACAAUAUCCUCUAGAUAGCGAGAAAAAUAGUGAUAAGAAGCCAGAUGUAUAUGUGUGUUUGUUAUCACAAAUCCAAUACGCGGCAAAUCCAAUAUGGGCGAAGGAACAGGAAGCAGUAAACAACACUUGAAAAAAAAGAUGGCAGCCAGUGCAGGUGCAGCUUGAAUUAAGGAUAUAUUAUUUUUGCCGAUACAAUGCUUAUAAUUAUUUUCCCGAUUUUUUCUUUUUUUUAAUAAUUCUUCAUACUUUACCCCCAAGGUACCGUGGCGUCAAGGGAUUUAUGCUGAACACGAUUAAUUUAUACGAAAUGAUGCACCGCUAUUACACAUACUACUUCGUCCAUUCUACCGGUAGACAUUUGUUUUAUUAUCAGUUUGCAAUAAUGAUCAUCUAACGAACCGUUUGUCCUUUCAUUUUGUGUGUGUGUGUUUUUUUAUCAUAAAGUUUAGCAUUUUCUUAGUUAUUUAUCGCGACGCUUGAUGCAUUGUUUGAAGCACACAUGAAUUCUGAUUUCUUCGAUUUACUUACUUAUAGCUUGCAAAAACUCCUACAGUGCUUCAUUUUGAUAUUGCUUUACACAAGGUUUAUUAUAUUAUAGAAAGUAGUUAAACGGAGCGCAUGGAGCGGCAGGAAGAUACAUAUAUAAAUGUACUAAAAGGAAGGAGGGUUAGGAGGGUUGGGGAACAUGGGAAAAGGGUAGGAGAGAGGGAGAGAUGAGGAGCGCGGGGGUGUAGAAGAAAGAGCAGAAUAAGUGGCAGGUGAAGGAAGUUAUAGUGUGAAUGUGUGAGUGUGUGUGGAUGUGUGUACAGGGUAAGUGAGCGUGGGAGGCUCAAGGAAGCACUAGCAAUUUUUUUUAUUACCGAAAACCAACGCCAUUCCAUUCCUUUUUGGGCGUGUAUCCGUAAGUGUGCAGCAUUUUUAGAGCCAUCCCUGUCGCGUAUUUUAAUGAAAAACUUCUAAACCUUUCCGUUUCUUCUUUUACGCCCUUUUUCUGGCACUCCUUCAAUAUCUCUCUCUAUCUUCCACUGCUCCCGAUUCCGCUGUACUUUUGUCCUUCCGGCGUAUGGCAAUAUGUAAACCAAGCGAAAUAAAAAAAACUAUUUAACUCAAA
This is a messenger RNA of Anopheles funestus (African malaria mosquito), 11654 nucleotides long. It is a transcript of the gene scrib, whose product is annotated as protein lap4. The record is from RefSeq and is a predicted model, not a curated record. Lineage: Eukaryota; Metazoa; Arthropoda; Insecta; Diptera; Culicidae. The coding region runs from base 1869 to 10331 and encodes 2820 amino acids. Gene Ontology annotation, molecular function: protein binding. The transcript has 23 exons. Gene Ontology annotation, cellular component: postsynaptic membrane; postsynaptic density; adherens junction. Gene Ontology annotation, biological process: neurotransmitter receptor transport, endosome to postsynaptic membrane; neurotransmitter receptor transport postsynaptic membrane to endosome.